Molecule: messenger RNA, 5141 nt
Organism: Camarhynchus parvulus
Lineage: Eukaryota; Metazoa; Chordata; Aves; Passeriformes; Thraupidae
Gene: CUX1
Product: cut like homeobox 1
Exons: 24
Coding region: 444-5003 (1519 amino acids)
Biological process (GO): regulation of DNA-templated transcription; intra-Golgi vesicle-mediated transport
Cellular component (GO): Golgi membrane
Molecular function (GO): DNA-binding transcription factor activity, RNA polymerase II-specific; DNA binding
Source: RefSeq, a predicted model, not a curated record
UCCAGCCUCUCCUGCUGUCCAGGAUCUGACAGAUGAGCGGAAUAUUGAUGCUUUACUGUGCUGGCUCGGGAGAGCCCAGAAGUGCCGUUUCCUGCGAGGGAAAGUCCUCGCAGACCGGCCUCCCUCCCCCUGCCCCGGGGGAGCGUCCCCGGGGGAAUUGCGGCCCCACGGUUUAAUUGAGUUGCCGGGCUACAGAUAAGGCCGGGGCGGGCCGGGGGGGUUGUCAGACGCUGUAUCGGUGCUGCUCCCGCCGUGAAUGGGAUUGCAACACGCGUGUCUCCCAGUUGAUUGGCGCAGGAAGGCGCUGCCCUGCCUCUCCGAACCCGCCGCUGCCUCCCGUUUAAAUAAAUUGGCUCGAAAGCCGGCGGCUGCCCACCCUGGCCCCCGCGGAGGCGGCGGUGGAGCCGGCCGGAGGCUGCGGCAGGCGGAGGGAUGGUGCGCUGAUGCUGGGCAGAGCCGCAUUCCCGCUGGAGAGGGAGCUCGAUACCACAGCAACAAUAUUGGCGAACCGGCAAGAUGAAAGUGAGCAGUCCAGGAAAAAACUUAUUGAGCAAAGUCGUGAGUUCAAGAAAAACACUCCAGAGGACCUGCGCAAACAGGUAGCUCCAUUACUGAAGAGUUUCCAGGGAGAGAUUGAUGCAUUGGGUAAACGAAGCAAAGAAGCAGAGGCAGCCUUCUUGAAUGUUUAUAAGAGAUUAAUUGAUGUUCCAGAUCCGGUCCCAGCCUUGGAUUUGGGACAGCAGCUUCAGCUGAAGGUUCAACGCAUGCACGAUAUUGAAACAGAAAACCAGAAACUUAGGGAAACUCUGGAGGAAUACAACAAAGAAUUCGCCGAGGUGAAAAAUCAGGAGGUUACAAUAAAAGCACUUAAGGAGAAAAUCCGAGAAUAUGAACAGACCCUGAAGAACCAAGCAGAGAACAUAGCCCUUGAAAAGGAACAAAAGUUACAAAAUGAUUUUGCAGAGAAGGAGAGAAAAUUGCAGGAGACCCAGAUGUCGACAGCCUCGAAGCUGGAGGAAGCCGAACACAAAGUUCAAGCUCUGCAAACAGCCUUGGAAAAAACCAGGACAGAACUAUUUGAUCUGAAAACAAAAUACGAUGAAGAAACUACUGCAAAGGCUGAUGAAAUCGAGAUGAUCAUGACAGACCUUGAAAGAGCAAAUCAGAGGGCAGAGGUGGCUCAGAGAGAGGCAGAGACCUUAAGGGAGCAGCUCUCAUCAGCUAACAAAUCUCUCCAACUUGCAACACAGAUCCAGAAGGCACCUGAUGUGGAGCAGGCCAUCGAGGUGCUGACCCGCUCCAGCCUGGAAGUGGAGCUGGCGGCGAAGGAGCGCGAGAUCGCGCAGCUCGUCGAGGAUGUGCAGAGGCUCCAGGGCAGCCUCACCAAGCUGAGGGAGAACUCCAGCAGCCAAAUCUCCCAGCUGGAGCAGCAGCUGACAGCCAAGAACAGCACACUCAAACAACUGGAAGAAAAACUGAAAGGACAGGCUGAUUAUGAAGAGGUUAAGAAAGAAUUAAAUAUAUUGAAAUCCAUGGAGUUUGCACCAUCUGAAAGCUCUGGUGCGCAGGAUGCAUCCAAGCCCCUGGAGGUGCUGCUGCUGGAGAAGAACCGCUCGCUGCAGUCGGAGAACGCCACGCUGCGCAUCACCAACAGCGACCUGAGCGGGUCAGCCAGGAGAAAAGGGAAAGACCAGCCUGAGAGUCAGCGUCCUGCAACCUUGCCGGCCUCCCCUCCUUCCCAGUUGCUCCGCAACGCGGGGGAGCAGGCUUCCAAUACUAAUGGUACACACCAGUUCUCACCAACGGGUUUAAGUCAAGACUUUUUCAGCUCAUCCCUGGCGAGCCCCAGCUUACCCCUGGCCUCCACAGGAAAAUUUGCACUAAACUCUCUCCUCCAGCGACAGCUAAUGCAGUCCUUCUACUCCAAGGCAAUGCAGGAAGCAGGAAGCACAAGCAUGAUUUUUCCAACAGGUCCAUACAGCACAAACUCCAUAUCUUCCCAAAGUCCAUUACAACAAAGCCCGGAUGUAAAUGGCAUGGCCCCAUCUCCCAGCCAGUCAGAAAGUGCUGGGAGCAUCUCCGAAGGCGAGGAGAUAGACACGGCCGAAAUUGCACGUCAGGUGAAAGAGCAGUUGAUCAAGCACAAUAUUGGACAGCGGAUAUUUGGACAUUAUGUGUUGGGACUGUCACAAGGGUCUGUGAGUGAGAUCCUGGCCCGGCCAAAGCCAUGGAAUAAACUGACUGUGAGAGGCAAGGAGCCAUUUCAUAAGAUGAAGCAGUUCCUGUCGGACGAGCAGAACAUCCUGGCUCUUCGCAGCAUCCAGGGCAGACAAAGAGAGAAUCCAGGCCAGAACCUGAACAGACUAUUUCAGGAAGUACCGAAACGAAGAAAUGGGGCUGAAGGUAACAUAACCACCCGAAUCCGAACCGCAGAGUCUGGCUCUGAUGAAGCCAUCAAAUCCAUCCUUGAACAAGCCAAAAGGGAGCUGCAAGUACAGAAAACAGCUGAGCCGGCUCAGCCGCCUUCUGCCUCUAGCAGUGGCAAUUCUGAUGAUGCAAUUCGAUCCAUUCUGCAACAAGCCCGACGGGAAAUGGAGGCACAGCAGGCUGCCCUUGAACCUGCCUUAAAAACACCACCUCUAUCUCAAGCUGACAUUUCUAUCCUGUCCCCCAAACUAGUGUCUACACCUGCAAUGUCUUCGGUUUCCAGCUAUUCUCCUUUGGCCAUAUCCCUGAAGAAACAUUCAUCUGUCACUGAUUCCAGUAUCUCUGCAUUGCAGAACCUCUCUGGGCUCAAAAAGGAGCCUCAGGAGGCACCUGUUUUAGAGCUUCAUGGAAUAAGUGAUUCUGCCCAGGGUAUGUUGAGGCAUGUUAAAAAUGAGUUGGGACGUGGUGGUGUUUGGAAGGACCAUUGGUGGAAUACUGUGCAGCAUGAGAGAAGAAAUGCAGCUCUUCCUGAAGAUAUAAAAGUUGAGGAAGCCAGUGGUGGAAAAGAAAAGGUCAGCAAUCAGACUAGGCCAGAUCGUAGCCAGCUCCAAGGACCGUCUUCUUCCGAGUAUUGGAAAGAGUGGCCAAACGCGGAAUCUCCGUACUCGCAGAGUUCUGAAUUGAGCAUGACUGGGGCGAGUCGCAGUGAGACACCACAGAAUAGCCCCCUCCCUUCAUCCCCUAUCGUGUCCUUGUCCAAGCCAUCCAAACCUUCGGUUCCUCCACUGACACCCGAGCAGUAUGAGAUUUAUAUGUACCAGGAGGUGGAUACCAUAGAGCUAACGCGGCAGGUCAAGGAAAAGCUAGCAAAGAAUGGCAUCUGCCAAAGGAUCUUUGGGGAAAAGGUAUUGGGGCUGUCCCAAGGAAGUGUCAGUGACAUGCUCUCCAGGCCAAAGCCAUGGAGCAAAUUGACCCAAAAAGGCCGAGAACCAUUUAUUCGUAUGCAGCUCUGGUUGAAUGGUGAGCUGGGACAGUGUGUCCUGCCUGCACAAGGGCAGCAACAAGGACAAGUCCUUCACUCUGUGACAUCAUUACAGGAUUCCCUACAGCAGGGAUGUGCAAGCUCAGAAAGUACUCCAAAGACUUCUGCCAGUUGCAGUCCUGCUCCUGAAUCUCCCAUGAGUUCCAGUGAAUCAGUGAAAAGCCUGACUGAGUUGGUACAGCAGCCCUGCCCUGCCAUAGAGACGAGUAAGGAUGGCAAAUCCCAGGAAUCCAGUGAGCCACCUGCAUCUGAAUCCCAAUCCACGACCCCUCUGCCACUCUCAGGCCACUCUGCACUCAGCAUCCAAGAACUGGUGGCCAUGUCCCCUGAGCUGGACACCUAUGGCAUCACCAAGAGGGUCAAGGAAGUGCUCACGGACAACAAUCUUGGUCAGCGUUUGUUUGGGGAGACAAUCCUGGGGCUGACCCAAGGCUCUGUCUCAGACCUGCUGGCUCGCCCCAAGCCCUGGCACAAGCUGAGUCUGAAGGGAAGGGAGCCCUUUGUCCGUAUGCAGCUGUGGCUCAACGAUCCCAACAACGUGGAGAAGCUGAUGGAUAUGAAGCGCAUGGAGAAAAAAGCCUACAUGAAACGGCGGCACAGCUCCGUCAGCGACAGCCAGUCCUGCGAGUCCUCAUCCGCUGGCAUCGACUACAGCCAGGGUGCCAGCCCCCAGCCCCAGCACCAGCUCAAGAAGCCCAGGGUGGUGCUGGCACCAGAGGAGAAGGAAGCUCUCAAACGAGCCUACCAGCAAAAGCCAUACCCAUCACCAAAAACCAUUGAGGAACUCGCCACGCAGCUCAACUUGAAAACCAGCACCGUGAUCAACUGGUUCCACAAUUACAGGUCCCGCAUCCGCCGGGAGCUGUUCAUCGAGGAGAUCCAAGCCGGGAGCCAGAGCCAGGCCGGGUCGAGCGAUUCCCCUUCGGCCAGAAGCAGCAGGGCGGCGCACAGCUCCGAGGGGGACAGCUGCGACGGCGUGGACGCGGAGGGCCCUCCCGAGGGGAAGCCGAGCGGCCCGGAGGCGGACGAGUUCAGCAAUGCGGCCGCCAAGUCUCAGGGAGGGCCCUUCGAGGCGGGGGAAGAGGCACUGCGAGGAGCCAGGCCCUCGGAGAGAGCGGAGCCCGAGAGCCUGGAGGACACCGACGACGAGGGCCGGCCCAGAGCGCCGCGCCAGAGCUCCCCGCCGGCACCGCCGCGCCCGGGAGACGCUCUGGAGACACCGCCAAACUCUGCCACGGAAGGGGAUGCCUCUACCUCAGCUGCCUCCACCUCAGUCCUUACGGGGGAGAGCUCCUACAAGUCAAAAGAAAGUUCAGAGAAAACCUCCAGUGUGCCAAGUACGAGCUCGACGCCGGGCGCAGGCUCGCAGAAAUCCAACUCCCUGCAGAGCUUGUUCGGCUUCUCGGAGGCGGCGAGCUCCAGGAACACGCGAGACAGCUCCCUGAGGAAAAAGAAAGCGGCCAACUUGAACAACAUCAUCCACCGCUUGGAGAAGGCCGCCAGUCGGGAAGAGGCCGUCGAGUGGGAGUUUUGAGAUUAAACUGGCCCAACUCGGGAGAGCUGGGAAGUCAAACUGGACCUCUACUGGUUUUAUUGUGUUCGCACUUAACCGCCCUGCGGGCCACAGGGCAAAAACGCCAUAGGCCAAGGUGCAUAUAGAAAUCAAAAAAAA